Molecule: messenger RNA, 995 nt
Organism: Acanthisitta chloris (rifleman)
Lineage: Eukaryota; Metazoa; Chordata; Aves; Passeriformes; Acanthisittidae
Gene: KCTD5
Product: potassium channel tetramerization domain containing 5
Exons: 5
Biological process (GO): proteasome-mediated ubiquitin-dependent protein catabolic process; protein homooligomerization
Cellular component (GO): Cul3-RING ubiquitin ligase complex; cytoplasm
Molecular function (GO): cullin family protein binding
Source: RefSeq, a predicted model, not a curated record
GAUGAAACAGGUGCCUAUUUAAUAGACAGAGACCCAACCUACUUUGGGCCAGUGCUGAACUAUCUCAGACAUGGGAAACUGGUUAUUAACAAGGACCUAGCUGAGGAAGGUGUGCUGGAAGAAGCUGAAUUUUACAAUAUCACAUCACUAAUAAAACUGGUAAAGGACAAAAUAAGAGAAAGAGACAGCAAAAUCUCACAGGUGCCAGUCAAACACGUAUACAGAGUGCUGCAGUGUCAGGAGGAGGAACUCACUCAAAUGGUUUCGACAAUGUCCGAUGGCUGGAAAUUUGAACAGCUGGUCAGUAUUGGUUCUUCCUAUAACUAUGGCAAUGAAGAUCAGGCUGAAUUUCUGUGUGUUGUCUCAAAGGAAUUGCAUAACACUCCGUACGGCACAACGAGUGAACCCAGUGAAAAAGCAAAGAUUUUGCAAGAACGAGGUUCCAGGAUGUGAAGACAGCGUUGAACGGUGACAGUUUUUUCUCUUUCGUUCGAAGAUGCAGUGAAUUGUCACUCUGAGGAGGCUUGGCUGCAAAAGAAAAAAAUCUGAUUUAGACAAUUUUCUGUUGAUCUGGGUUCAACCAUUUUUGCCUACAAGCUGGUGUCAACUGGCUGGAAGCGUUGCAAGACUACGUAACGGGAACAGAUGGUGUGGGAGUGUGUGUUGGGUUUUGGUUGUAGUGCAUGGUUGUACUCUCUUGUGGGCUGAUUGACACUGGUCGUUGGGAAAGGAAUGACCAUGCACUCCCAUUUUCCUUGGAGACAUGUAGCACUUAAUGCCUGGUGCUGGAUGACCCAAUGUUGAUCAGUUUGGAGACAUUUUCCCACUAAUCAUUGUAAACCUUAAAAGGACAAUGUUAAUUGGUGCUACACACACAGACACACACAGACACAGACACACACAGACACACACGUUACCCCCAGGUGCAAGUAUUUGGGCCUACAUUGUUUCAGAAUCAGUGGCAGCCCCAGCUGACUGUGUCAUACUGCACAUUC